Molecule: messenger RNA, 3171 nt
Organism: Plutella xylostella (diamondback moth)
Lineage: Eukaryota; Metazoa; Arthropoda; Insecta; Lepidoptera; Plutellidae
Product: proton-coupled amino acid transporter-like protein acs
Biological process (GO): amino acid transmembrane transport
Cellular component (GO): vacuolar membrane
Molecular function (GO): L-amino acid transmembrane transporter activity
Source: RefSeq, a predicted model, not a curated record
GAUAACACUCGGGAAGUAACCUUCGCCCGGCGCGGUGUAUCCGUCCGUCAAUAAAAUCCUACUAACUAGACAAAAUACGUAAUCGUAAAAGUGUUAUGGUUAGAUUACCAGUGAAACAAAUUCGGAGCUGAUGGCACGUACUUUGUUCCGAAAAAAGAAGAGCUUGUUAUAAAAGCAGGCAGCAUGGAGAAGGAAACAUCGGGUCACUCGCUCAGCACCAUGGCGACCCAGCAGGCGGAGGGCGUCACCUUGACCUUGAUCACAGAAACACCCAAGAAGAAUGGAAGUACAGAAGAUGACUACGAUCCCCAUUUACACAGGGAAACACCAAAUGCUACUUCAAACUUCGAGACUCUCGUGCACUUGCUGAAGUGCAGCUUGGGUACCGGCAUCCUGGCCAUGCCUCAGGCGUUCGCCAAGGCCGGGCUGGUCACCGGCACCAUCGCCACCGUGCUCAUCGGGAUACUGCUCACCUACUGCUUGCAUAUUCUGGUGAGCUCUCAAUACCGGCUGUGCAAGAAGGAGCGUGUGCCGCUCCUCACCUACCCGGAGUCCAUGAAGGUGGCCCUGCGCCAUGGCCCGAGCUGCUUGCGUCCCUUCGCCAACAUCUCCGCGCCCAUUGUCGACGUCUUCAUCGUCGUCUACCAGCUGGGCAUCGGCUGCGUCUACAUCGUCUUUAUUGCCGAGAAUGUUAAGAGUUUAGUGGACCCAAUCUAUGAGAUGUCGCUGACCCUAUACAUGGUCAUCGUGAUGGUGCCUCUGCUCUGCUUCACCAUGAUCCGAGAUCUGAAGAGGCUGGCUCCGUUCUCCCUGGUUGCCAACGUGUUGACCCUCAUAGGGGUGUGCGUCGUGGUCUACUUCCUACUGGCCCUGGAGCGCAAGCAAGGGGACCUGGACCUGUGGGGAUCGUUCAGUACUUUCCCACUGUUCUUUGGUACAGUCCUGUUCGCCUUGACGGCUGUUGGUGUGGUGAUAACCCUAGAGAACAACAUGCAGAACCCGAAGUCAUUUGGCAGCACAUUCGGCGUUUUGAAUGUUGGCAUGGCAUUCAUUGUUUUGCUGUACGUCGCAGUCGGGGUGUUGGGAUAUUUGUUCUGCCUCUCUGACUGCAGGGACUCUAUCACCCUGAACUUGCCUAAACAACCGUUACCCAUGGUAGUACUUGGACUGUUUGCUGUGGCUAUUCUCAUAAGUUACGUCCUUCAAUGCUACGUCCCGGUUGAGAUCGUGUGGAAGACUUAUGUCCGACCGAAGCUGGUGGAGCGAGAGGUCAAAAAACUACUGCUUUGGGAGUACGUACUGCGAGUCGGCUUAUGCUUGCUCACAUUUAUACUGGCAGUGUGUAUCCCUCUGUUGGGUCUCUUCAUUUCCCUGUUUGGGGCACUUUGCUUGUCCGUAUUGGGACUCUGCUUUCCCGCCAUUCUUGAGCUGUGUUCAAAAUGGGGAACGCCGUCGCUUGGGAAAGGUACGAUUGUGAAGGAUAUCCUGAUCGUAAUAUUCGGCAUCGUUGGCAUGAUUGCCGGCACCUACACCACUAUGCUCAGUAUAGUUCGUGCGUUGUCUUAGUCGCCUCAUUGCUACAAGUAGAUACGUAAAUGUUUAAUAGAUGUACCUUCACUAGAACCACUGUGAGCGGCGAAAGAGAUAAGAAAGGAAAUGUUAUUAAGUAAGUAAAACUAUCGAUUUAUGGAACCUAUAAGUAAUAUACGAAAUUAUGACUUUUCUUAUAUUAUGGUAAGGCUUCUUAAAUUUGGCAUGAAUAGAUAAAUACGUAAACUUGAGUGAAUCCCCAGUAUCUAUUUUCUCGUCUUCAUCAGCCCCUCACAGUUCUCCAAGUGAGGAUGCAUCCUCAAGGCACUGCCUGCGACCGAUAGCCUAUCCACCUGCGACUGUAGGUAGACUCUGUGAAAUACAUUUUAUUGUGUGAUAGAGAUCUGAUAAUAAUGUACUUUUAGUUCAGUAUGCUUUUAGUAGAUAUUAUGUCAGGCCAAUAAUGAAAAGCAUCUAAUAAGCAUGCUUAAAACGCCAAUACGUAAAUUGUAUUUUAAUUUCAUUUACCUAGGUAAUACUAAUUCUAUUAAAUUUUAGAAAUGCAAGAAAUGCAUCUUUUUAUCUACUGCAUAUAUUUGGAUAGGUCCGCUAUUCCAAUACAAUUUGAAUAGAUGAUCUAAUAAAUAAAUGGUUUUGAUAUUGUGUUUUUGCAAUAGCCCUACUGUUUGCUUUUGUAAAGUAGGUAAAUUAAUUGAAUUAUGUAUGUAUAAGCUUAGAUAUUCUCUGUUUAGGCCAUCUAUCUAGAAUAUUUUGUAUGUUUUGCAGUGGCGAAGGGUCCAUACAACACUAUUAUUAUAUUCGCAUCGGCUACCCUUUUGGAUUAACACUGAUUUGAUAUUUGUACGUCUCACGAUAUUUUCAUGAUACCUACUAUAUAUUUUUAACAAUAUUUUCGAAAUUAACCCUUCGCCAAUGACGUGUUGUGAAUGAAUGAAAUUUUGGAUUAGUUUACACUAGUUCCUUUUCUGUUUACCUAUCUUAAAGAUUUUGAUGUUGUAACUUAUACAAACUCAACCAACGAAUCUGAUGGAUUCUCCUUGAUGUUUCACGUUAUUCGUGUAAAUUUAGAACUUUUGCGACGGUUGUAUGGUUGUGCUGUUUGUAGAUAAUUAUGUAAUUAAGUAUAUCGUACAACUUUCUUAAACUAUUUCUUUUUUUUGUUUGAGUUCUGGGCCACGAUUUAAUUAGAAAGCUUUUGACAGCAGUAUGGGAGUUUUACGAGUAUUUACUUACCUUUCAAGGGAUGUAUACAAUGUAUUCUGUAACUCACAAUACUGUCAGCUAAUAAGUAAGCUGUAUUCGCGACCCUUUAAACAAAUUGCUUUAUGUGGAGUAGUUUAAUUAUAUGUAUAGUGUAAGUACUAAGUACCUAAUAUACUUACCAAAGUUUCUGAAUUGAGUGAAGUUGUGCUCAUGAAAAAUCCAACCAAUCACAGCGCAGCAUUUCACUCUUAAGGUGAAGUGUAAGCCAUUGCACUUCUGCGUUUACAGAUUUACGCAAUUGAGAAACUGGGCUUUAAUUCUCGAAUGUUAAAAUGUAUUUCUGUAUUUUAUUAUUUUUGCCCAUAGAUAUUAUUUGAUUGCCGUUUGUUUGAUUUACAAAAAAUAUACAAGUUUACC